UGAGUGAUGCGCUGAAUUCUUGACAGCAUUUUGUCAGCGCUCCGCAUCUUUUGAACAUACGAAUCCGGCGACACUGACUCAAAACAAAAGAUUAUUUUUGCAAACGUUUUCGUAAAAGAAUUGAAACAACCGAAAAGAAAUGGCAGAAGACGAUCAGAUGCAAAUUAUUUCCGUCAAGGAGCCGCUUGAUCUGAUUCGAUUAAGUUUGGACGAGAAAAUCUAUGUGAAGAUGCGUAAUGAACGUGAACUUAAGGGCAGACUUCAUGCAUUCGAUCAACAUUUGAACAUGGUACUCGGAGAUGCCGAAGAAACCGUCACAACUGUUGAAAUCGAUGAAGAGACCUACGAGGAAGUCUACAAGACGACAAAACGUACAAUCCCAAUGCUGUUUGUUCGAGGCGAUGGAGUCAUACUGGUGUCUCCACCGAUGAGAGUUGGCGGAUAAACGAAACAACAUUUCGGCGAACCAGAUUCGUAGUUUAAUUUUAAGCUUCCACUUGACUUAAUGUUAAUUUCAGUUAAGAAUAUACCUGCUGAGUGAAUGAACCACAUACAAUUGAGUCAACAACAAAA
This is a messenger RNA of Bradysia coprophila, 573 nucleotides long. It is a transcript of the gene LSm3, whose product is annotated as U6 snRNA-associated Sm-like protein LSm3. Gene Ontology annotation, biological process: mRNA splicing, via spliceosome. Gene Ontology annotation, molecular function: RNA binding. Lineage: Eukaryota; Metazoa; Arthropoda; Insecta; Diptera; Sciaridae. The record is from RefSeq and is a predicted model, not a curated record.